GUCAGACAGUUUAGAUUGAAAAUAAUUUUUUAAGUGUCCGUCCUUGUUUGAGAAUAUAUCAAAAAAGAAAAAAAUAUAUAUUUUUUUGUGAGGAAUUGGAUAUAAAAAAAAAAUUGUUAAAAGUAAUUAAAAAUAGUACCCAAGUAAUCAAAAUAUAAUUGUAAUAAAAGCAAAAAGGAGAAAAUGUCGAUAAAUCCAAAUCAAUAUAAACUGUCUGACCGGACGGCUAGGUUAACAGCUCAAGAUCUUUUGCCGACGACGGUUUCAGCCGGUACAGAAACAAGAGAAUUUCUUCAAAAAGUCAUCGAUAUCCUUUUGGAUUAUGUUAAAGCAGUUAAUGAUCGAAAUGAGAAAGUACUAGAUUUUCAUCAUCCUGAGGAUAUGAAACGUUUAUUGGACCUUGAAGUGCCUGAUCGUGGCGUAACUUUACAACAAUUGAUAGAAGAUUGCGCAGUCACAUUAAAAUAUCAAGUUAAAACUGGGCAUCCACAUUUUUUCAAUCAGCUAUCAUGUGGUUUAGAUUUGAUUUCAAUGGCAGGUGAAUGGCUUACAGCAACUGCCAAUACAAAUAUGUUUACAUAUGAAAUUGCUCCGGUGUUCAUAUUAAUGGAAAAUGUUGUUUUAACAAAAAUGCGUGAAAUAAUUGGUUGGAAUGGUGGUGAUUCAAUUUUGGCACCUGGUGGAUCAAUUUCAAAUUUAUAUGCAUUUUUGGCAGCACGCCAUAAAAUGUUCCCAAAUUUUAAAGAAAAAGGUUCAUCAUCAUUACCUUCACAAUUGGUAAUGUUUACAUCAGAUCAAUCGCAUUAUUCAGUUAAAUCAUGUGCUAGUGUUUGUGGUUUAGGUACAGAUAAUUGUGUAAUGGUACCAUCAGAUGAUAGAGGGAAAAUGAUUACAAAAGAAUUGGAAAGAUUGAUUAUGGAAAGAAAAAAGAUGGGACAUAUUCCAUUUUUUGUUAGUGCCACAUCUGGUACAACAGUAUUAGGUGCUUUCGAUAAUCUAAAUGAAAUUGCUGAUAUUUGUCAACGACAUAACUGCUGGAUGCAUGUUGAUGCUGCAUGGGGUGGCGGUCUAUUGUUAUCUAGAAAAUAUCGAUAUUUGAGAAUGGCAGGAGUUGAAAGAGCCGAUUCUGUUACUUGGAAUCCACAUAAAUUAAUGGGCGCCUUGCUUCAGUGUUCUACAAUUCACUUUAAAGAAGAUGGCCUUCUUCUUAGCUGUAAUCAAAUGUCUGCUGAAUAUUUAUUCAUGACUGAUAAACAAUAUGACAUUCAAUAUGAUACCGGUGAUAAAGUUAUUCAAUGCGGACGACAUAAUGAUAUCUUUAAAUUGUGGUUACAAUGGCGUUCUAAAGGUACUGAAGGUUUUGAGCAACAACAGGAUCGUUUAAUGGAAUUGGCACAAUAUCAAGUACGAAGAAUUAAAGAACAAUCUGAUAAAUUUCAUUUAAUUUUGGAACCAGAAUGCGUUAAUGUUUCAUUCUGGUAUAUUCCAAAGAGAUUACGUGGUAUACCACAUGAUAGACAAAAGGAAAUGGAACUUGGAAAGAUCUGCCCAAUUAUUAAAGGACGUAUGAUGCAAAAAGGUAGCUUAAUGGUUGGCUAUCAACCAGAUGAUAGAAGACCAAAUUUCUUCAGAUCAAUUAUAUCAUCAGCUGCUGUUACAGAAAAGGAUGUCGAUUUCAUGCUUGAUGAAAUUCAUCGUUUAGGUGAUGACUUGUAAAUUAGUUUUAGCUUAAUUAUAUAUAUAUAUAUAUAAUAUAUAUUAUAACUAUUGAUAUAUAACAAAAAAAAAACAAAUAGUAAUAUAUAUUAUUUAGAACAGAGAAACUCAUAUAUAAGAGAGAAACAAACACAUAUAUUAUUAUUAUUAUAUUUAAAAAAGAAAACCAAAGAAAUUAUAAAUUUAAAUUUGUUGAUUUAUUAAAAAAAAAAAAAUUAUAUAUAUAUAUAUAAUUAUAUUAUAUUAUAUACAUUGUGCACAUUAUAUUUUAAGUAUAUUAUAUAACAAAAAAAAAAAACAAAAAAAUUUAAUUAACGAAAAUAAAAAAAGUUCCGAUAAAUUCAAACUAUUAUGAAAACAA
Messenger RNA from Condylostylus longicornis, 2077 nucleotides. It is a transcript of the gene Gad1, whose product is annotated as glutamate decarboxylase. Gene Ontology annotation, cellular component: cytoplasm. Lineage: Eukaryota; Metazoa; Arthropoda; Insecta; Diptera; Dolichopodidae. Gene Ontology annotation, biological process: carboxylic acid metabolic process. The record is from RefSeq and is a predicted model, not a curated record. Gene Ontology annotation, molecular function: carboxy-lyase activity; pyridoxal phosphate binding. The coding region runs from base 184 to 1716 and encodes 510 amino acids. The transcript is spliced from 8 exons.